Messenger RNA from Schistocerca piceifrons (Central American locust), 504 nucleotides. RefSeq names its product trypsin delta-like. Lineage: Eukaryota; Metazoa; Arthropoda; Insecta; Orthoptera; Acrididae. The transcript is spliced from 3 exons. The coding region runs from base 1 to 504 and encodes 167 amino acids. Gene Ontology annotation, molecular function: serine-type endopeptidase activity. The record is from RefSeq and is a predicted model, not a curated record. Gene Ontology annotation, biological process: proteolysis.
AUGAGCCUCUCUCUGACCAGUUUCCGGGCCGGCACCUCAACGCGUGGAAGCGGCGGUUUCGUCAGAAGCGCCAGCUCUGGCUACAUGCACGCAUCGUACAAUGAAAAUACCGUGGACUACGAUGUUGCCGUUGUCCAGGUAUCCGGAUCUCUGCUGGUUUCGAACGCACGGGCAGUGGGCCUCGCCAGUGACAACUACGACCCACCAGGUGGUCUCGGAGUGACGGUGACUGGCUGGGGAGCCACUCUGCUCAAGGUGGACAUCUUGGACCGCAACACGUGCAGGAACACCUUCGCCAACAUCAACACUGUGACCGACCGCAUGGUGUGCGCCGGCCAGGCCGGCAAGAGCGUCUGCAGCGGAGACUCUGGUGGUCCCCUGGUCAGCGGAAGCACCCAGGUGGGCAUCGUCUCCUGGGGCAGUUCAAGGUGCGAGGCCACCCCCGGUGUCUUCUCCAACGUCGGCAAUCUGCGUUCUUGGAUCCGAUCUGCAUCUGGCGUCUAA